GGAGAAGGUUGAAAAAAGUGGGCGUUACAAGAAUGGAGUCACAUGAUUGGAGGAGGAGUUCAGAUGAAAAGGCGGAGCAAGUCAUUCAAUUCUGAUUCAAUCAAAAUUAGUACCGUGACCAUACAUCCUGGCUACAAUUUCUAAAAUGUCUAAAAUCUUUUACUUUGUUUUCCUAUUGUUUUCAUACUUGCUGAAGGUAAUGACUGAACAGUAGUGUGCAGGCAUUACACACAAUCAACCAAUCAUGGUGUGCAAUCUACAGAGAACGGUCAAAGCAAUGCAAAUAUGCCUAUAUAUGAGGACUGAAGAGUGACCCUCAAUAGGAAAACAAAAAAGCCAAAACCUGGACAUUUUAGGAACAUGUCGAGGAAAAAGAGCACAUGUGGUCACCCUAAUGUACAGUCAAACCAAAACUUAUUCAGACACCUUCAACGUUUCUCACAUUAUCACAGUGUAGAAAAUGGUAAUAAAAUAUGAGGAACUCAAAGUUAAACUGUCAGAACAAAUAGAUCUUGAUAAUGUCAGAUAGCUUUGAUAGGUAUGUAAUGAAUUCACUUGAAUAGCUGUCAGCUGUUAAAUUUAAGAACACAAUUAGAUAAAACCAAUUUAGCUCUCAAACAAUUACCAAGAAAUGCUUCGUUUUGUUCAGUCUGUGUGUAAAAAGAUCACAUUAGCAAUUAAAGAAAAACACUGAAGUAAAACACGCUCAGCUCAAAGUGUCUGAGUUAUUUUUGCUCCCAAAUUUUACUGCUAGUCCACUUUAUGAAGAAUAUUUGGGUGUAAUAUGUCACAGUUUACUUUUUUUUGCCAUCCUCACGUACAUAAAUGAACUAUAGUCUCUUUGAUUUAUAUAGCGCUUUUAACAAUACAGAUUGUGUCAAAUUAUAUAUGUAUAUAUAUAUAUAUAUAUAUAUAUGUAUAGUGUCCUGCACUAGUAAAAAAAUAUCAAAAAUGAUAUCUGCUGUCUGAAUAUUUUUUGGUUUGACUGUAAGUGUGAGAAGAACAGUUGGACUAUAAGCUGCAUAACCCAUCAGUGGCUCUUGAGUGUUUGGUGUGUGUGGGACAGACCGAGGGUCCUGGUGCCACAGCCGUUGCCUUUUUAGGAGACACCUGAUCGCAGCUCAGCGCCGCCACACAAAGAGCUGCUGAUAACGUCUGGAGCGAGUUCAGAUGAUGAAGCCAUGCUGGAGUAAACACAGGACUGGACUUACACACACUCGCUGUGUCUGCACUGAAGAAGGUCACCUCCAUGCUGUAGGAUCUCCGGCUCCUUCAUGGAAAAGUUCCAGGCUGCGAUGGUUCUCGGAGGAGUGGGAGACGCGCUGGGAUACCGCAAGGGCCGCUGGGAAAUGUGCAUCUCAGGGAAACAGAUUCAGCAGGAACUGGCUGCUCUCGGGGGCCUCGGGGCCCUGAAGCUGGACGCUGAUAACUGGCCGCUCAGUGACGGAGUCCUGAUGCACAUGACCACUGCGGAGGCGCUGAUCACCGAUUACUGGUGUCUGGAGGAUCUGUACCGGGAGCUGGUGCGACGCUAUGUGGAGGCCAUGGUGUGUCUGCAGGGUCGAGCUCCAGAUCCCAGCACCGUGGAGGGAUGCGUCAACCUCAAGCCACACAACUUCCUGUUAGCCUGGCACACACCCUUCAAUGAGAAAGGUUCCGGUCACGGAGCUGCGACUAAAGCCAUGUGUGUGGGCAUGCGCUACUGGCAGCCCCAGCGGCUGGACAGUCUGGUGGAAGUGAGCAUCGAGACGGGCCGGAUGACCCACAAUCACCCCAUAGGGUUCCUGGGCUCGCUGUGUACGGCUCUCUUCGCCUCAUACGCCAUCCAGGGAAAGCCGCUGGUCAGCUGGGGUCGUGACCUCAUGGCGGUCAUUCCCAAAGCGGAGGAAUACUGCAGGAAGACCAUCCGGCACAUGGCAGAAUACCAGGAGAAGUGGUUCUACUUUGAGGCCAAAUGGCAGUUUUAUCUGGAGGAGAGAGGAAUAGAAGACGGUCAGAGUAAACCCAUAUUCCCUGACCGAUACGACGCUGAAGAGACAGACCAGAUGUACAAGCGCUGGAGUUCAGAGGGCUGUCCUGGACGCAGGGGUCACGACGCUCCCAUGAUCGCGUACGACGCUCUGCUGGCGGCCGGAUCCAGCUGGGAGGAGCUGUGCAAACGGGCCGUGCUUCACGGAGGUGAGAGCAGCGCGACGGGUCUGAUCGCCGGCUGUCUCUACGGGCUUCUCUUCGGGAUCCAGCAGGUUCCUGCUGGACUCUAUCAGGAUCUGGACAAGAGACAGAAGCUGGAAGAUCUGGGAGAACGACUGCACCGAGCAGCGGCCGUAGAGAAAGCUCAGAGAGAUGGCCGUCAGAUCUACAUCAUCCCGACCCUGGACCGGCGAGCCGUCAAACGGCUGAUCCUGGACCGCUCGACUCAUCCGGAGGUCAGGACCAUCCUGGAGAAUCUGCUGCUUUACCAAAGUCCGGAUCCACCGAACCCUGGGUCAGCGGCCGUGGGGAGAGCCGGUCUGCGUCUCACCGCCUUCCAGCUGCUCAGAUCCAGGUUUGUGAAGAGCGUGCCGAAGCCAGCGCUGACCCACAGACGAGAGGUGGGCUCUCUGAACACCAAACCACGGCGUGUUAAACACACACACGAUUCAAGACCUGCGGCGAAGAGAAAAACCUCCAGAGUUCAGGCCAUGCUGGACAGAUUCACAGCAGCCGAGAACAACGACAUGAAGAAACCUCAAACACACAGACGAACAGGCGGAUCCGUGUUUAGCAGCCUAAUCAAGAGGUUUGAGACUCUAGUGACGGAGAACAGCAGAAACAAUUCGAUACACAAGAUCAACAAACACAAGAACGAAUCAACUGAUUCACAAGAAUCGCUAAAGCAACACAAGAACGAAUCAACUGAUUCACAAGAAGCACUAAAUCAACACAGAAACGAAUCAACUGAUUCACAAGAAGUACUAAAGCAACACAAGGACAAAUCAAACCAUUCACAAGCAGCACUAAAACAGUACAAGAACAAAUCAACCGAUUCACAAGAAUCACAAAAUCAACACAGAAACGAAUCAACUGAUUCACAAGAAUCACUAAAUCAACACAGAAACGAAUCAACUGAUUCACAAGAAGUACUAAAGCAACACAAGAACAAAUCAAACGAUUCAAAAAAAGUAUCAAAGCAACAUGAGAACAAAUCAACUGAUUCACAAGAAGCACUAGAGCAAGACAAGAAUGGAUCAAUUGAUUCAAUUGAAGCACUAAAGCAGCAUAAGAACAAAUCAACUGAUUCACAAGAGAUACUAAAGCAACACAAGAAUGAAUCAACUGAUUCACAAGAAGCACUAAACGAGAACAAAUCAACUGAUUCACAAGAGAUACCAAAGCAACACAAGAAUGAAUCAACUGAUUCACAAGAAGCACUAAAGCAGCAUAAGAACAAAUCAACUGAUUCACAAGAGAUACUAAAGCAACACAAGAAUGAAUCAAUUGAUUUACCAGAAGCACUGAAGAAUCAUGAGAACAAAUCAAAUGAUUUACAACAAGAAAUACUAAAUCCACACAGAAAUGAAUCAACUAAUUCACAAGAAGCUCUAAAGCAACACAAGAAUGAAUCAAUUGAUUCACAACAAACACUAAAUCAACACAGAAACGAAUCAACUGAUUCACAAGCCGUACUAAAGCAACACAAGAACGAAUCAACUGAUUCACAAGAAGCACUAAAUCAACACAGAAACGAAUCAACUGAUUCACAAGAAGUACUAAAGCAACACAAGGACAAAUCAAACCAUUCACAAGCAGCACUAAAACAGUACAAGAACAAAUCAACCGAUUCACAAGAAUCACUAAAUCAACACAGAAACGAAUCAACUGAUUCACAAGAAUCACUAAAUCAACACAGAAACGAAUCAACUGAUUCACAAGAAGUACUAAAGCAACACAAGAACAAAUCAAACGAUUCAAAAAGUAUCAAAGCAACAUGAGAACAAAUCAACUGAUUCACAAGAAGCACUAGAGCAAGACAAGAAUGGAUCAAUUGAUUCAAUUGAAGCACUAAAGCAGCAUAAGAACAAAUCAACUGAUUCACAAGAGAUACUAAAGCAACACAAGAAUGAAUCAACUGAUUCACAAGAAGCACUAAACGAGAACAAAUCAACUGAUUCACAAGAGAUACCAAAGCAACACAAGAAUGAAUCAACUGAUUCACAAGAAGCACUAAAGCAGCAUAAGAACAAAUCAACUGAUUCACAAGAGAUACUAAAGCAACACAAGAAUGAAUCAAUUGAUUUACCAGAAGCACUGAAGAAUCAUGAGAACAAAUCAAAUGAUUUACAACAAGAAAUACUAAAUCCACACAGAAAUGAAUCAACUAAUUCACAAGAAGCUCUAAAGCAACACAAGAAUGAAUCAAUUGAUUCACAACAAACACUAAAUCAACACAGAAACGAAUCAACUGAUUCACAAGCCGUACUAAAGCAACACAAGAACAAAUCAACUGAUUCACAAGAAUCACUAAAUCAACAAAGAAAC
Messenger RNA from Onychostoma macrolepis, 4518 nucleotides. It is a transcript of the gene adprhl1, whose product is annotated as ADP-ribosylhydrolase like 1. Gene Ontology annotation, molecular function: ADP-ribosylarginine-[protein] hydrolase activity; magnesium ion binding. Bases 1275 to 3971 code for a protein of 898 amino acids. The transcript has 8 exons. Gene Ontology annotation, biological process: protein de-ADP-ribosylation. Lineage: Eukaryota; Metazoa; Chordata; Actinopteri; Cypriniformes; Cyprinidae. The record is from RefSeq and is a predicted model, not a curated record.